AUGUGCAUUUUUUGGCAAGCCUGCCAAGAGGAGCACACGAAGCAGUACCCAGAUGCUUCUGUCAACUUCUUGGAAUUUUCUAAGAAGUGCUCAGAGAUGUGGAAGACCAUGUCUUCUAACGAGCAAUGUAAACAUGAAGACAUGGCAAAGGUGGACAAAUCCCGACUGGCCCAUCCUAAGAACGUGCCCAUCCUUGCUUCCAAGGCCCAGUUUGUCUGUACCAUCUUCAAGACCUUUCUGUUUGAGCACCGGCCGUCGCCAAGCGCCAAGAGCUCCUGGAGGCUGGUUACCGCAGCGCUUAGUGAAGGGCGGAGCUCAGGCCCGAGACCAGGACGAGGAGGAGGCGGCCGGACCCACCCAGAAGCCCGGCAAGACCGCUCCUGGUCGGAGAAGGCCCCCACUCCGAGGCCACGAGAGCAAAGCGAGGAGGAGGACAAGUGCGGGAAGGAGCCCAGCUCGGCAAAGCUGUUGGGCACAAGCUGA
This is a messenger RNA of Elephantulus edwardii (Cape elephant shrew), 483 nucleotides long. Its product is annotated as high mobility group protein B2-like. The record is from RefSeq and is a predicted model, not a curated record. The coding region runs from base 1 to 483 and encodes 160 amino acids. The transcript has 2 exons. Lineage: Eukaryota; Metazoa; Chordata; Mammalia; Macroscelidea; Macroscelididae.